Messenger RNA from Sus scrofa (pig), 2585 nucleotides. RefSeq names its product cholinergic receptor nicotinic beta 3 subunit (gene CHRNB3). NCBI's taxonomy places the organism in Eukaryota, Metazoa, Chordata, Mammalia, Artiodactyla, Suidae. Gene Ontology annotation, cellular component: postsynaptic membrane. The record is from RefSeq and is a predicted model, not a curated record. Gene Ontology annotation, biological process: monoatomic ion transmembrane transport. Gene Ontology annotation, molecular function: acetylcholine-gated monoatomic cation-selective channel activity; transmembrane signaling receptor activity.
AACCAUGAGAACUAGCACAUUCAGAAGUCAUCAUCCUCUCUCCCCUGCCCUGCAUCUCUUGGCCAGAGAGUGAAUUAAUAAGUCAGGAGUUAGGACCCAGAGAUAGUUUUCAGACUUACACGAUCUGACAGCUGGCUGGAAACCAACGAGGUGUACUUUCAGAGACAUCACUCGUCACCCGAUGUGGAUGGUUUGAGCCCAGGACGCCCUCUCUGGGCGCCACUUUCUCUGGUCCCACUUUAGACUUUGAAGCCCUGCAUUUUCUUUCUCCCACCCCCUUUUGGAUAGAAAUAUCUUGCUGUUAAAGAGAAGGAAUCACAUCUCUCAAGCGGCCGUCAUGAUGCUGGCAGCCUUUGUCCUGGUGCUCAGCGCCCUGGGUGUCACCGGCUCAGCCUCUGCAGGAUUCAGGUCCAUCGCCGAAGCAGAAGACGCUCUGCUCAGACACUUAUUCCAAAGUUACCAGAAAUGGGUGCGCCCUGUCUUACACUCUAACGACACCAUAAAAGUAUAUUUUGGAUUGAAAAUAUCUCAGCUCGUGGAUGUGGAUGAGAAGAAUCAGCUGAUGACAACAAACGUGUGGCUCAAACAGGAAUGGACCGACCACAAAUUACGCUGGAAUCCAGAUGAAUAUGGUGGAAUUCACUCAAUUAAAGUUCCUUCUGAAUCUCUCUGGCUUCCUGACAUAGUCCUCUUUGAAAAUGCUGAUGGACGGUUCGAAGGCUCACUCAUGACCAAGGCCAUCGUGAAAUCCAACGGGACAGUGGUGUGGACGCCUCCCGCCAGUUACAAAAGCUCCUGCACCAUGGACGUCACCUUCUUCCCCUUUGACAGGCAGAACUGCUCCAUGAAGUUCGGAUCCUGGACCUACGACGGGACCAUGGUGGACCUCGUCCUGGUGGACGAGAACGUGGACAGGAAGGACUUCUUCGACAACGGGGAGUGGGAAAUACUCAACGCCAAGGGCAGGGCGGGGAGCAGAAGAGAGGGCAUGCGCCGGUACCCAUUCGUCACCUACGCCUUCGUGCUGCGCCGCCUGCCGCUCUUCUACACGCUCUUCCUGAUAAUCCCCUGCCUGGGGCUGUCCUUCCUCACGGUGCUCGUCUUCUACUUACCUUCCGACGAGGGGGAGAAGCUCUCCUUAUCCACCUCCGUCCUGGUUUCCCUGACAGUUUUUCUCCUGGUGAUUGAAGAAAUCAUCCCAUCUUCCUCCAAGGUCAUCCCGCUCAUUGGCGAGUACCUCCUGUUCAUUAUGAUCUUUGUUACGCUGUCCAUCAUCGUCACGGUGUUUGUCAUUAACGUUCACCACCGAUCCUCCUCCACUUACCACCCGAUGGCCCCCUGGGUGAAGAGGCUCUUCCUGCAGAAACUCCCUAAACUGCUUUGCAUGAAGGACCACAGGGAUCGCUACUCUUUCGCAGAUAAAGAGGACAGCCAGCCGGCAAUGAGAGGGAAAGCCCUAGAAAAAAAGAAACUGAGGCACAUGAGUGAAGGAGAAAAAGUUCUGGUUGCUUUCCUGGAAAAGGCUGCGGAUUCCAUUAGGUAUAUCUCCAGCCAUGUGAGGAAGGAGCAUUUCAUCAGCCAGGUGGUGCAAGACUGGAAGUUCGCAGCUCAAGUUCUCGACCGGAUCUUCCUGUGGCUCUUUCUGGUUGCAUCCAUCACAGGCUCGGUUCUGAUUUUCACCCCUGCUUUGAAGAUGUGGCUACACAGUUACCAUUAGAAGCAAGUCUCCAGAGCAAUCUGCACCCCACAUAUAAUGACAAUCACACCUUAGAUCUAAUCACACCGCUCCCACUCGUACACAGCAUCCAAACACACAUGCUUCCCAGGGGGCCCGGAGCAUGGAUAGUGUCCUGUGUUGGUCUCAGGGAAAUUGAACCUUGGGCAUCUGCCCACAGUAAAUUGGUGUUGCCAGGAGAGUGAGUUGGGUUUGGAUCAAGUAGAGCCUCCUAAGACCCCUUCCUGCCUUGGCUUCUGCAGACAUUCAGGGAGGAAUCCUGUGUCCAGGCCCGAGGUCAUGAGCCAGGACACACUAGGCCCAUUGCAGUGGCACCAAGAACUCCAAGAGGUGACAUGGGCAGACCUGGGUCCUUCUGCUGGUGUCCCUGGUGGUUUUGCCUGGCUGCCCGCGGGCGCUGUGUAUCCUUCUUCUGUAGCAAUGUUCUGAGCUGCUGGGCAAUUCCAACUGGUACCAGGGCACUGGCACGGCACACUUGUCAUUAGGAUGAUUUCAAGAGUGGUACCUCAAGUCCCCCCAAGACAUGGUAUUCAUUCAAAACAGUCUGAUCUUCCUCUAAGGCAAGCAUUCCUCAGGGCUCCUUUAUGGCCUUACAAGGGUUUUCUGAUGGUGAACCAGAGUGACUGCGAAUUGCAACCUGCUUUAAAGUCAGAGCAAAGUAAUAUCAGGAGAAACAAUGUCUUUGGCUACCAGGAGGGUGGUCACGAAUACCCCAUUGUCUUUUCCUAGAAAACGGAAAUACUGAACAUUCUCUGAUGAUGUUUUCUAUGUCCUGUCAUCUGCUGUAAUCCUUUUUUUUUUCUUUUUUUGUCUUUUUGGGCCACACCUGUGGCAUAUGGAGGUUCCCAGG